Molecule: messenger RNA, 394 nt
Organism: Racocetra persica
Lineage: Eukaryota; Fungi; Glomeromycota; Glomeromycetes; Diversisporales; Gigasporaceae
Source: the annotation of a GenBank genome assembly
GUUACAAUUCUUUUACCGUUACCGAUUAAAACUCUUGAGAUGGAGGAUCCACAACCUUCAAGAUUUGACGAUAUAAAUUCUGAAAACCAGAGAUUUAGUGGCGAGUUUUCCUUUAAAGAUUUUAAAGAUCCAAAAAAAACUUUUAAUGAAGAUGAAGUUAAAAGUAUUGUAAAAGAGGCUUGUAUAAAAAUGGUGGAAGCUACAAUAUUACCAGAUUCCGCGUACCUUCAUAGCAGAAUAUCCCAUUGGAGUGCUACUAUUGUGGAAAAUACGGUAAAAAAAUUAGCAGCCUUGAAUAAAUCAAUCAAGUAUAUCGUGACUUGUACUAUUUUUGAAAAGAAUGGCGCAGGUAUACAUGCUACUACCACUUGUCAUUGGGAUAGUAAACAUGAUG